Molecule: messenger RNA, 753 nt
Organism: Alternaria postmessia
Lineage: Eukaryota; Fungi; Ascomycota; Dothideomycetes; Pleosporales; Pleosporaceae
Exons: 3
Coding region: 1-753 (250 amino acids)
Source: RefSeq, a predicted model, not a curated record
AUGGCGGGCAAUUCUCCCAACUCAGUGCCACCAUUCAUCUUUCAGGUUGACGAGAUCUUCGAGAAUCUGGGGGAUGCUCCUGACCAGCUGGAUCGUCAUGGCAUAUGGCAACCUACUACAGCCCCUAAUGCGAGUCAUGACUAUACUCCCGGGGUGGGUGCCUCGGGCAAGACCUGGCUCUGCGAUGGCUUGCAGAUACGCGAAGUCAUGUUCCCAACGACUGCCCAAUGGUACAAGACGUACUCGGUUUAUUACGCAUCUGGAGCCGGAUUUUGGGUCCUGAAAGGAGAUGCACGCAAUCCACCAGGUGACGAUGUUUUCCACAAAUUGCAGUUCAACUAUUACCAGCACCCUCCCGAAUCGUCUUAUCUGACUUCUUCCGGUCAAUACAACAUGCUCCGUGUGCAACCCCAGGAUCCAUGGGCGAAUCUGCUCCUGCCUGACAUAUACCACACUAGUGCUGCUCCCUCAAGCCCACAGUACGGUGGACUUGUAGGCGAGUUACCAAUUUUUCUAGCUCUGAUGGCCUUUACGACCUCUCGAGAAUACCUCCCCUCUGUUCUGCCCCAUCUGUUCACUAGAGGGAACUGGGUACCCUCGCACACCUGGCAGUUCAAGAGAACUGAAAAGCGUGGUGUAGUCGUCAAAGUGUACAACUGUCCAGCAGGUUCUUAUCCGCAGAGACCCACAGGCUCCACGUUCACUGAUUUAUACAACUAUGAGAUCGGUCAAACUGUCAAGUACUUCCACUGA